Molecule: messenger RNA, 664 nt
Organism: Talpa occidentalis (Iberian mole)
Lineage: Eukaryota; Metazoa; Chordata; Mammalia; Eulipotyphla; Talpidae
Gene: RNASEK
Product: ribonuclease K
Exons: 3
Coding region: 159-455 (98 amino acids)
Molecular function (GO): RNA endonuclease activity
Source: RefSeq, a predicted model, not a curated record
GGUCCAGAGGCCCCGCCCCCUCGGCAGCCCUUGGCGCUCUCAGUCCUCAGCCCUGCGAGCCCGUAAAUCCAAUUCGCUCAUCCCGGGAGGACCCGGGCCUUCCUGUCACCGUUUUUCCAUUCUACCCACAUCUGGGCGAUCCCCCGACUUUCUUCUCCAUGGCGUCGCUUCUGUGCUGUGGGCCCAAACUGGCCGCCUGCGGUAUCGUCCUCAGCGCCUGGGGAGUGAUCAUGUUGAUAAUGCUUGGGAUCUUUUUCAAUGUCCAUUCCGCUGUACUAAUUGAGGACGUCCCCUUCACGGAGAAAGAUUUUGAGAAUGGCCCCAAGAGCAUAUACGACCUUUACGAGCAAGUCAGCUACAACUGUUUCAUCGCCGCGGGCCUUUACCUCCUCCUCGGAGGCUUCUCUUUUUGCCAAGUUCGACUCAAUAAGCGCAAGGAAUACAUGGUGCGCUAGAGCAUGGUCACGUUUUCCCUCUUCAGUCCCUUCCUCUAUUUAAAGACUCCCCACCCUCACUGUCCCUAACCCCAACUCCGCGGGACUGGAUUUCCCUGGCGAGAGACUGAAUCCCUAUUCUCCACUCUGACACCGACCCCGGGAAGGAGGCUGGGGCCUUGUCCGGUACCACAAUAAAGAGAUACUGCUCUCUUAAGUCUUGUGUCAGU